AUGGACAGCUCCUCCGGAGCAUGGCCCCUGAACGGCUCGGCGAGCCAAGAGAAGGCAGUCGAAGAUCAGCUCCCGGGGAGGUUCUCGACCAUGUGGACCAUCGCCUUGGCGGUCCUCAUGGCUCUGCUGAUCGUGGCCACGGUGGUGGGAAAUGCCCUGGUGAUGCUGGCAUUCGUGGUGGACUCCAGUCUGAGGACGCAGAACAAUUACUUCCUUCUGAACCUGGCCAUCUCCGACUUCCUAGUAGGUGCCUUUUGUAUUCCCCUGUACAUACCCUAUGUGCUGAUCGGGAGAUGGACCUUUGGAAGAGGCUUUUGCAAGUUCUGGCUGGUGGUUGAUUAUUUGCUGUGCACUACUUCGGUUUUCAACAUCGUGCUGAUCAGCUACGACAGAUUCCUCUCUGUGACAAGAGCGGUCUCCUACCGAGCUCAGCAAGGAGACACCAAGCGAGCCCUGUUCAAGAUGGUGAUGGUGUGGCUCUUAGCCUUCUUGUUAUAUGGACCUGCAAUCAUCAGCUGGGAAUACAUUUCUGGUCAAAGCAUCAUACCUGAUGGGGAAUGCUAUGCUGAGUUUUUCUACAACUGGUACUUUCUCAUCACAGCGUCCACCAUUGAGUUCUUCACCCCCUUCAUCAGCGUGUUGUUUUUCAACUUGAGCAUUUACUUGAACAUCCAGAAACGCACUAAGGUCCGCUUUGAUGUGCUACAUGCACCACAGAGCCAGAAUUUCAUGGAAGAGACAGAAAUGAGUCCAGAAUCCAAGUUCUCCAUGAAAUGCUGUAAGUGGGAGCAGAGAGAUGUUACAGAAACCCUGGAUGUUCCCAAGUGGGAGGCUCAAGAGGAACACGCCCAGGAGGACAUGGAUGCAAAAUAUUUGGAGGGCUCAAACACAGAGAGCACUGGGCCUCUCAACAGCAAACGGAAACCCUCUAGCAAAAGGAGUGAUAAGGAGUUGAUGUCCACGCAUUCUUUGGAGAAACAGAUGAAGAUGGCUUCCCAAAACAUGACACGUUUUAGGCUCAACAGGGAUAAAAAAGUAGCCAAAUCUCUGGCCGUCAUUGUGGGAAUUUUUGGCCUCUGUUGGGCUCCGUACACACUUCUUAUGAUUAUCCGAGCCGCCUGCCAUGGUCACUGCAUUCCCGAGUUCUGGUAUGAGACAUCUUUCUGGCUUCUAUGGGUCAAUUCUGCCAUCAAUCCAAUCCUUUACCCACUCUGCCACUACAGCUUCAGGAGAGCUUUUGUUAAACUCUUGUGCCCCAAAAAAUUGAAGAUCCAACCUCACAAUUCUCUCCAGAAAUGCUGGAAGUAA
Varanus komodoensis (Komodo dragon) is the source of this 1308-nucleotide messenger RNA. It is a transcript of the gene HRH3, whose product is annotated as histamine receptor H3. Gene Ontology annotation, molecular function: histamine receptor activity. Lineage: Eukaryota; Metazoa; Chordata; Lepidosauria; Squamata; Varanidae. Gene Ontology annotation, biological process: adenylate cyclase-activating adrenergic receptor signaling pathway. The record is from RefSeq and is a predicted model, not a curated record. Bases 1 to 1308 code for a protein of 435 amino acids. Gene Ontology annotation, cellular component: membrane. The transcript has 3 exons.